UUAACUUAAAUAAUUUUGCUUUCGUUGUCUUGAAUGUUAUUAAGGACAUUGUAACUGUACACAUAGCUUACGCUUGUAUGGUGGCCAGUUUACAUGCCCACCCUUGUUUUAGUAGCUUAGCUAGUCUUUAGUCACAAAUAUUCACUGUAAAGCUGUUCUGUUCUAUAUAGUCUAACUUUUACUUUAGUAGCUUUAUGUUCGUCGUAUCGUCGAAUGAACAGUAUUGCAGUAUUCACACGUGGGCGUUUUUACAAGGAAGGAAACCAGAAGCGAACAAAAGAGAAACAAUGGCGAAGAUUACAGAGAAACUUAUACUGGAGAAAGGCUCUCCAAAAAGCAAGAAACUUGAAGACAUCAAGACAUUAAAUCUUUCCAAGCUUGGGCUGAAAUGUGCAGACUUACCGGUCAAGCUGUUGUCCCGUCUUCAGUCCCUGGAGCACUGGGAUCUGUCUGGAAACAGACUGCAAGAGCUACCUAAAGACCUAGUCCUGCCCGAAUUGCGAUGCCUGGACCUGAGCGACAACCAGAUGGAGGACGUCACCUCUCUGGAGUCCUUGUGCAACCUGGAGGAGCUCAAGAUGGAGGACAACCUUUAUAUUACUGUGAGUGACAAUUACAAGCUCAUGUCACUCCUGCCCAAUUUGAGGAGCUACAACGGCAAAGACAUUACCACCACCGCCAACCAUGUUCGCUUUGUGUUCACUGAGAACCUGAGGACCAGGAUUGUUGCAGUUUGGGAGAAGAGCUUUGGUCUCCCUGAUCCUUUGACAGAGGAGAAACUGUCCGCCCUGGAGGAAGACUUUGUUAACACCGCACGCCAGCAGGUGAAAUACGGACCCAGUUCGGUCAGCAACUUCACAAAGUGGAAGGUUGCGAUCAUGGCCACAGAGUAUAUUCGCUGUCUGAUGGAAGCAAAGGAAGAAACGUCCAACAAGACUGAUGAAGUCUCAACCCCUGUCAAAAGGAAGCAACAAACUCCCUUGGCGACAGACUCCGAAAUGCAUCUGAGACCCAAAAAGCUGCGGUCCGAUCCAUUGGCAUCCUCUGUUGAUGACAGCCCUCGCAAGUCCAGCCUUCGCCUUAAAACUAUUACUGCCAGCAUUCCCUUACGCCCCCAUAGGAGGGCGCAGUGUUCCUCCACGCCUACGCCAACGUCGCCGAAGAAAGAGGUGGCAAGCAGGCGUUCAAAUGUGCGGACUGUGCAGAUAACGGCAGCCAAUGGAGCUCAAGAUGAACGCAAGGACACGAGUGAUGAUGUGAUGAAGAGCAGCAGCAAGACAAGGCCGGUGCGUCUGCAGCCUCUCCACGUGCUGCAGUGCCACAGCAAGCAGGACAGCUCAGAGGACUUCUCCACUCAGCUGUGGGCCUGCGCCUUCCAGCCUCAGCCUGACUCUUCUGGAAGCCGCUUGGUCGCAACUUGCGGUGGAGACUCUCUGUGUGUGAUAGACUGCGAGACAGGCAUGGUCAUGAAGAAGUAUAAAAUCCCUGGAGAGGAGUUCUUUACGUUGGGCUGGUCCACGGUGCUGAUGUCCAGAGGGGGUGGGGCCUCUGCGCAGCCCUGCAGCAUCCUGGCGGCGGGCGGAAAGCGAGGCCUGGUCAAGCUGAUUCACCCCAAAUACAACGUAGCCUACGGGGAGUUCCGCGCCAGCCGCAAAGCGCUGUCGGUGCUUCGCUUCAACCACCGCCGGGGCAACUUCCUCUUUACGGGCUCGUACGACAACAGGAUAGUCCUGUGGGACAUCGGAGGUGUGGAUAGCAGCUACAACUUUAAAGUUGUGCAGCUGCUGGCGUUGGAGAGCAGCGCCCCCCCGCUGCACAUCUGCAUGCCCCCGGGUCAGCCCGACGCCCACCUGUUGGUGGCGUGCGAGGAUGGCCUGCACUGUUACAACACACGACUAGCACCCAGCAACGCCACCAAGAGGUCCAAAGAAGUGGAGAUCACCUUCCCCGUGUACGAGAAGGAAGACAAAGACCAUGACUACCACACUGUGGACGGCCUCAGCUUUCUCACGGACGACAUUGUGGCCUCCAAGAACUUCACGCACAGCUGUAUCUACCUGUGGAGCUGGAGCAGGACGCGGUCUCAGCGGCCCAACAAGAGCGGAUGCAUGAGAGCCGCCAUCCUUGCCGAGCUGCGCUGGGCCAACACUGAGAUUCCUUACCUGGCUCUCAACACCUGUCCCGGUCGAGCUUACAUCGUGUGCGGAGACAACGAGGGUAGGCUGUGGACGUACCACGUCACUGAUGUCCAGAAGCAUGGCUUCCAGGAAGGAACACCCAUUGAACCCACCGAGGUGCUCCAGUGGCCCACCCCCGUCCGCAAGGGUCUUGGCCAGAUGGAGGGCCCGUCCAUCAACAGCGUGGCCAUGGACUCCGAACUCCAGUACCUGGUGGCCCUCAGUGACAAGAACAUGGUGAUGGUGUGGAAGAGAGGAGAGUCAUUGUGAAGAUUGAAUACUUGAAGAGCUUUUCAUUUAGAGGCUAUGUUGUUUUUUGUUAGAGUACCAAAUGUUGGUAUGUAAAAAUUCAGUGAAAUGUUACACCCUAUUCUGUGCUAUGUAAACAUGCAUACUACUGUAAAAACACCCUUUUAUUCUGUUUUUUUACACACAUUCUUUUUAGUACAAGAUAUACUGAUGUAAAAAUGUCAUAAUUUAGACAUGAAUUAUGCAAAUUGUACCAAGGAAUUGUCACUAUGUGACACAACCUUUUUGCCAAAAAUAUUAGAAAUACGGCUGCCAAGCAAUAAAAACAAUA
Messenger RNA from Doryrhamphus excisus (bluestripe pipefish), 2757 nucleotides. RefSeq names its product leucine-rich repeats and WD repeat domain containing 1 (gene lrwd1). Gene Ontology annotation, cellular component: nuclear origin of replication recognition complex. The record is from RefSeq and is a predicted model, not a curated record. Gene Ontology annotation, biological process: chromatin organization; establishment of protein localization to chromatin. Lineage: Eukaryota; Metazoa; Chordata; Actinopteri; Syngnathiformes; Syngnathidae. Gene Ontology annotation, molecular function: chromatin binding; protein binding.